AUGUGUCGAUGGGGUUGUCCUGAUUAUGAAUCGACAUAUAUGUGUAAAUUCUGUGGUACACGUUACUGUUCUGAAUGUCUUCAUGGUGAUUUUCAUGGAUUGAUGACGCAGCCGGAUCACUGUCGGAAAUGCAAUCAGUUUAAAUGUCAAGGUAAACGUGUUGAAGUUGUUGUAUUUGCUCCAGGUACUGAACCGAAAGGUUCAAAGAAGUCUGGUAAAGAUUUCAGUCCUGUUAUCUUUUCUUGCGCUAUUAUUUGUCGGUUUGUAUUUUCAUACAAGUCUUGCUUUCGUACCAUUGAAAGACAAAUCGAUCAGUUCCUAUCUUCGUCUUCUUCAAUCAUUCAGACCGUAAACAUCGGAACAACUGUGGCCAGUGCGCGGCCUGUUGGUGAAACUGGUCGUCGUCGUUCGGGACGCGAUUCAUUGAGUUCAAUCGUUCAGGGACGUCCGUCAGUGUCCAUGGCAACGAAUAAAAAAUCAUCAGUUACGGCUAGUCCAGGAUCACAAUCGGAUAUGAACACAAAACGAGCGACGUCAAGUGGAAACAUUUCAAAUGCAAUCGUUCCUACAAUUAAGAAAGAAUCAUCGAGUGGUUUCAAUUAUCAAACUUUAACAGAGACAUCACCUUUAAAUAUGCCUAAAACGAGAAUCAAAAGCAAACAACCUAUUCGAUCGCACAGUUCAACGAAUGCUGAGCUUAGUUAUCAUAUACAACAAUUACGAAAUCUAAGUAAAUUGAAAUCGACAAUUAGCGGCGAUGGUCGACAUAGCAAUACGGAUGAUCGCAUACGGUUAACUUCGUCGAAUUUGAAAGUUGAAUGUGAUGAAAAUGGCACGGGAGCAGUACGUACGACCAUGGAAGUGGAAACAAUUGAGGCAAGCAUAGAUCUACCUGUUUCAUGGAAACCAGCUUUACAACAAAUAACGAUCGAAAGAGAUGCAUGGGAUCAUAAAGUUGAAUUUCUGCUUGCAGUUAUUGGUUAUGCGGUUGAUUUAGGCAAUGUUUGGCGAUUUCCAACUAUCGUUUAUAUGAACGGUGGAGGAGCCUUUUUUAUCCCGUAUUUCAUUCUUCUAAUCUUUGGUGGUCUACCACUGUUCUAUAUGGAACUUGCUCUCGGCCAAUACCAUCGAUCAGGUGUCUUUACUGUUUGGACGCAUAUCUGCCCGUUGGUAAAAGGCGUCGGUUGGGCUACGGUUUUAAUCAAUUUUAUGAUGGCAAUGUUCUACAAUACUAUCAUUUCUUGGGCAGUUUAUUAUUUAGCUAUGACAAUCUUUAAUAUUCGAUCUUCAUUACCCUGGAAAGAAUGUCAUCAUCCGUGGAAUACAGAAUGUUGCGUAGCUGCUAGUGCUCAUGAGCAUCAAUACACACAACAAUUAAAUAAUUUGACAAAAAAGGUCUUGAAUGCCACAUCGUUAUUAACGAGAUCGUCGAGAGAAAAUUGCACUCGGUUGGUUUAUUCAACUGAAGAAUUCUUCUUUCGACGUGUUCAAGAAGUUGACAAAGCAAACUCGUUCAAUGAUUUAGGCAAAAUAAAGUGGGAACUUGCUGCUUGCCUUUUUGUUGUCUUUAUUUUCGUCUAUUUCGCACUUUGGAAAGGCAUCAAAAGUUCAGGAAAAGCAGUCUGGAUUACAGCAAUUGCACCCUAUGCAAUUCUUUUGAUCCUACUGUUACGUGGUAUAACUCUUUCAGGUUCAUCUAUAGGCAUUCAGUACUAUCUUCAGCCAAAAAUGGAGCUAUUGAAAAGUUUUUCCAUCUGGAAUGCAGCUGCGACCCAAAUCUUUUUUUCACUUGGACCGGGCUUCGGUGUUCUCCUAGCACUAUCGUCUUACAAUAAAUUUCAUAAUAAUUGCUAUCGAGAUGCAUUGGUAACAAGUUCAAUCAACUGUGCCACUUCAGUCUUGGCCGGUUUUGUCGUUUUUUCAACAUUAGGUCAUAUGGCUGAUGUGUCGCAUAAAACAAUCGAACAAGUUAUUGAAGACAAAGGUUCGGAACUUGUUUUCAUUGUUUAUCCACACACAAUUGCUCUAAUGAAUUGGUCAAAACUAUGGUCUAUUCUGUUCUUCUUCAUGUUGAUUACUCUCGGUAUUGACAGCACAUUCGGCGGUUUGGAAUCGAUUAUUACAGGCCUAUGCGAUGAAUUUCCACAAAUCUUUGGUCGGCAUCGAUCAUUAUUUGUCCUAGGUGUACUGGUCAUAUGCUAUCUUGGUGCACUACCAACAUGUACCUACGGUGGCGAUUAUAUUGUCAAUUUGAUGAAUGAAGUGUCAGUUGCACCUGCACUGCUUUUGGUCGUCUUUGUUGAAUGUAUUGCUGUCUCAUGGUUUUAUGGCGUUAAUCGAUUUUCUAAUGAUAUCAAAGCAAUGAUCGGUCACCGGCCAUCCUUGUUUUGGCGUGUAAUAUGGUACAUCGUUAGUCCACUCUUCUUACUGAUGAUAUUUUAUAUUUCGAUGGACAAUUUUCUCUUUGGUAAUAUGGAAAUUAAACGAAUUAGCUUUAGAAAUUUACCAACUAAUGUUCAAGUUUGGUCAUAUCUGAUGGUAUUUGUUCCUAUGUUAUGUAUACCAGCUUAUGCAGUGUACAAAUUAAUCAUCACGCCUGGCAAAGAUUUUGAUGAACGUCUUCAACGAGCCAUACAACCUGAAGAGCCUUUGCGCGAACAUGUCAGCUGUUUGCCUCUCAGUGGCCAAGAGCAACAGCCAACACAACAAGAAAAUAGAGUUGAUGAGCUCUAG
Molecule: messenger RNA, 2733 nt
Organism: Adineta ricciae
Lineage: Eukaryota; Metazoa; Rotifera; Eurotatoria; Adinetida; Adinetidae
Source: the annotation of a GenBank genome assembly